AUGGAGAGGUUGUGGUCCUACCUUAGAACAUUUGGGAAGAUCACAAAAGAGAUGACACCAUCUCAUCGUGUUGACACCCUCACCGAUGCCCUCCUCUACUACGCAGCCAGGGUCAGGGAGAAGCAAGGUAUAAAUGUAGAACUGGAAAUCAGUUAAGUAUUGUGACGACCCAUUGUUCAGGAUUGUGUUGAUAUCAUUUUUUUAAAGAAAACGCUGAUGUAUUUUAAACAAUCUAUGAAAUGUAUGUUCACCUUCAUAUGUAAUAGCACCAGUAAUACAACUCUGUCUGCAGAAGGUCCUGAAGGAGGAAACCGAGGCAAAGGAGGAGUUGAUGGUGCUACUUAACAGCAUUCCGGGUUAGAUUCCAUGUGUUUUGCUCAUAAUUUUUGUUAAUAUGUAAUUAUCCUUUUCUGCUAAUUCAAUCAGAUGAAUUGGAAGCAGGGCUUCAGUAGCUGGAGUCAAGGCUUUCUCCUACAGAGCUCCUCUUUAUGGAAUGAUUUGCUGAUGUGAGAGAAUCAGACUCAGUCUCAACUUCAAGUCUAGACUGAAGACUUCUCUCUUCAGUCAGUCCUAUGAUUGAGUGUAGUCUGGCCCAUGGGUGGGAAGGUGAACAGAAAGGUUCUAGUCCCCACAACACACCCCACCCAUAAACCUUGACUUCCUUAAACCUGAAAGCCAUCUGAGCCUAGAAUCUUGAAAUGUUUGCACCCUCUAUAGCCAUUAUGGUCUUUACCUGACCCUGCUGGUCAUCUAUGAACAUUUGAACGUUUUUUUGUGUGCUCUAUCCUGUUCUGAUUAUCCACCAGUCUGACAAGCAUGCACACCAUGAACCGCUUGUAUUGUGCUUCUGCCUCUGCAUUGCUCUUUGGGGUUUUAGGCUGGGUAUCUGUAAAGCACUUUGUGAUGCUGUUUUACAACUGCUGAUGUAAAAAGGGCUUUAUAAAAUAUAUUUGAUUGUUUUGAUGAUUAAUUCCUUGCUGUGGUUUCACUGACAAUUUGAUAUUUUAGUAAAAUUCCUAAUAAGAUAUUUUUCACUAACUUGUGAGCAUUGCACAUGUAGAACACAGCACAACUGCCAGUGUGGUUUAUUUUGUUCUGCAAUAUAUUUAAUUAGACCCUUGAUUAUGUUGGAGGCAGCACACAGUCAGAUGUGGAAGUUUGGACCCGUCAGAUAAAGGAGACCCUCACAGACAAGAGGACAUUGUUCCUUACCUGGCAGGAGAGAUACGUGGAAACUCUCGCAGAGCAACAUCGAGUUGCGUAAGUAGUUGCUACAUCUCUGACCUAAGGUUUUAUCCCAUCUCUAAACACCCCUUUCUGUCUGGCUUAGCCCUACCAGUCAUGACUGCCACGUUCCUAUACCCUACUGUGUCCUGGUCCCACAAUCUCUUGGAUCUCCAUAGCUACUCCCUGUUACUUUAUACUCUUAUCACCACCUCCUGCUGUCACCUGCCCCUUUUCACUACAUAUCCCAGAAACAUCAGUUCCCCCCCUCCCCUGAUUAAUCUAUUCUACAUAAUAAUAAUAAUAAUAAUAAUAAUAAUAAUAUGCCAUUUAGCAGACGCUUUUAUCCAAAGCGACUUACAGUCAUGCGCGCAUACAUUUUUACGUAUGGAGUCUUCUGACCUGCACACCAACACUUCACGCUGCAUAAUCCACUCCACACUCAAAUCUACACUCAAAUGGGUUUUGCCUUCGUAUCUGGUUAGUUUUAUGUUGAGAUGCUUUCAUACUGUUAUAUUUUCGCUUAUAUAUUUGUAUAAUAUUUUCUAGGUCUAACAUGAUGUCCCCGUCAAUCACCGAUGAUAGGAACGCUCAGUUGACUACUCAGCUUGAAAAGUAAAUCGCUUUUUUAGGAUGUCGUCUCCAUCAUAUUUGUCCCACUGUAUUGGGGCUAGUCAAUAUAGGUUUUAAACCUUUUAACAAAUGUUCACAUUUCAGCCUGGAGAAAAGGUUGAAGGCCAUGGAGAAGAGACACCGGAUUGUACGCUGGUCUCUUCAACACUGUGCAGCAAUUUUGGAAAGUCUGCAGACUAAGAAGAGUCACUGUCUGCUGGCCACAAUCUAUAGGCUUGUCCUGGCGCGCUCUUUCUAUUGUGGCCUGGUCAGAAAGUAUGUAGGUACAGCAGCCAAUUCAGUGUUGUUGAACACUGCAUCACACCCUGGCAUAUCACUGCUGUUGUUAUCUCAUUCACCCAGGUGCUUUGAACUAUAUGAAAGAUUUCUAUCAAACUUCAAGAUUUUCAUUACCAUUUCUUAAAAUUGUUUUUCAGAUGGACAAACCAUUGCUGUGCGUCUCUCCAGAAAAAUCAAGCGGACAUCGGAUAAACAGAAUAAACAGCAGAACAACACCUACAAUGGAAGGAACAAGUCACCUCAAUUCCCGCCAAGACUGGAGUAUGUGGAUGUUCUCCAGCAAGACCAUCCAGUCUGGUCCCAGGUGUCCAACAGCUUGGGGGACAGUCUGCUCCGGGCAAAGCAGCAUGCGGUGAUGCUGCAUUACAUGUGCCUUAGGGCAGCGGAGGAGAGGGACCUUAUACAAGCAGACCUACAAAAUGGCCUUUUGCAUUGCCGGCAAGAGCUGGGGCUUUUUGAAGAGGCCCUUGCUUCUCUUGGGUAGUGUGAGGCCGAGCCAACACGCUUUCACCUGGGUGCCUCUGUGCUGCUCCGAAAUAAAAUGCAGAACAUAUUAAAGCUCCAGCAAGCAUUUUCAAUGUUGGCUGGUGAUGGCUCGGUCAGCACAGAUGUAGAGGAGGACAGUGAUGCAGAAGAUGAAAGUGGUUGAGGAAUGAAUGUCUGUCUGUGUGUGCGUGUGAGUACUAUAGGGACAAACUAUACACUGAGUAUUCCAAACAUUAGGAACACCUUCCUAAUAUUGAGUUGCACCCCCCCCCUUUGCCCUCAGAACAGCCUCAAUUUGUCAGGGCAUGGACUCUACAAUGUGUCGAAAGCGUUCCACAGGGAUGCUGACCCAUGUUGACUCCAAUGCUUCCCACAGUUGUGUCAAGUUGGCUGGAUGUCCUUUCGGUGGUGGACCAUUCUUGAUACACGUGAAACUGUUGAGUGUGAAAAACCCAGAAGCGUUACCGUUCUUUACAAAAGUUCUGAACCCUUCUAUUCUCAUUGUUUCUACAGAUUGUAAAUUGAAAAUAAACAUUUUUGCUAAAAUAUUAUUAUAUUAUUGAUCGAUUGACUAUGACUUUUCAGAUCACCCAGUAGUGUGAUCUGCAGGGUUAGCUCCAGGUAAAUAUUGCAAUGGCCCAUGUUGAUUCCAAUGCUUCCCAUAGUUGUGUGAAGUUGGCUGGAUGUCCUUUGGGUGGUGGACCAUUCUUGAUACACACAGGAAAAUGUUGAGCGUGAAAAACCCAGCAGCGUUGCAGAUCUUGACACAAACCGGUGCGCCUGGCACCUACUACCAUACCCCUUUCAAAGGCACUUAAAUAUUUUGUCUUGCCCAUUCACCCUCUGAAUGGCACACAUACACAAUCCAAGUCUCAAUUGUCUCAAGGCUUAGAAAUCCUUCUUUAACCUGUCUCCUCCCCUUCAUCUACACUGAUUUAAGUGGAUUUAACAAGUUACAUCAAUAAGGGAUCAUAGCUUUCACCUGGAUUCACCUGGACGGGAGAUGACAAGUGCCUGGAUUAGGACCUGUGCCGCUUUCUGUGUAAGGUAGGGUCGUACUCUGCGAAUGUUGUAGAACAUGAACCUGCAGGAUCGGGUCACCGCUUUGAUGUUAGUGGAGAACGACAGGGUGUUGUCCAGGGUCACGCCAAGGUUCUUUGCACUCUGGGAGGAGGACACAAUGGAGUUGUCAACCGUGAUGGCGAGAUCAUGGAGCGGGUAGUCCUUCCCCGGGAGGAAGAGCAGCUCCGUCUUGCCGAGGUUCAGUUUGAGGUGGUGAUCCGACAUCCACACUGAUAUGUCUGCCAGACAUGCAGAGAUGAGAUUCGCCACCUGGUUAUCAGAAGGGGGAAAGGAGAAAAUGAAUUGUGUGUCGUCUGCGUAUGAUAGGAGAGACCAUGUGAGGAUAUGACAGAGCCAAGUGACUUGGUGUAUAGAGAGAAUAGGAGAGGGCCUAGAACUGAACCAUGGGGGACACCAGUGGUGAGAGCACGUGGUGCGGAGACAGAUUCUCGCCACGCCACCUGGUAGGAGCGACCUGUCAGGUAGGACGCAAUCCAAGAGUGAGCAGCGCCGGAGAUGCCCAACUCGGAGAGGGUGGAGAGGAGGAUCUGAUGGUUCACAAUAUCAAAGGCAACGGAUAGGUCUAGAAGGAUAAGAGCAGAGGAGAGAGAGUUAGCUUUAGCAGUGCGGAGAGCCUCCGUGACACAGAGAAGAGCAGUCUCAGUUGAAUGACCAGUCUUGAAACCUGACUGGUUUGGAUCAAGAAGGUCAUUCUGAGAGAGAUAGCAGGAGAGUUGGCUAGAGACGGCACGCUCAAGAGUUUUGGAGAGAAAAGAAAGAAGGGAUACUGGUCUGUAGUUGUUGACAUUGGAGGGAUCGAGUGUAGGUUUUUUGAGGAGGGGUGCAACUCUCGCUCUCUUGAAGAUGGAAGGGACAUGGCCAGCGGACAAGGAUGAGUUGAUGAGCGAGGUGAGGUAAGGGAGAAGGUCUCCGGAAAUGGUCUGGAGAAGAGGAGAGGGGAUAGGGUCAAGCGGGCAGGUUGUUGGGCGGCCGGCCGUCACAAGUCGCAAGAUUUCAUCUGGAGAGAGAGGGGAGAAAGAAGUCAAAGCAUAGGGUAGGGCAGUGUGAGCAGGACCAGCGGUGUCAUUUGACUUAAUAAAUGAGGAUCAGAUGUCGUCAACCUUCUUUUCAAAAUGGUUGACGAAGUCAUCCACAGAGAGGGAGGAGGGAGGGUGACGAGUAGGAGUAUUCAGCAGGGAGGAGAAGGUGGCAAAGAGCUUCCUAGGGUUAGAGGUAGAGGCUUGAAAUUUAGAGUGGUAGAAAGUGGCUUUAGCAGCGGAAACAGAGGAAGAGAAUGUAGAGAGGAGGGAGUGAAAAGAUGACAGGUCCGCAGGGAGUCCAGUUUUCCUCCAUUUCCGCUCGGCUGCCCGGAGCCCUCUUCAGCACCAACUACAGGCCCUGUUCCAGCUCCACUCCCAUCUCCAGGCCCAGCUCCACUCCCAUUUCCAGCUCCACUCCCAGCUCCAGGCCCAGCUCCACUCCCAGCUCCACUCCCAGCUCCAGGCCCAGCUCCAUCUCCAGCUCCGGCUCUAGACCCAGCUCCACUCCCAUCUCCAGCUCCAGCUCCACUCCCAGCUCCAGGCCCAGCUCCAUCUCCAGCUCCGGCUCUAGACCCAGCACCACCCCCAGCUGCAAACAGAUAUUCUAA
This is a messenger RNA of Coregonus sp. 'balchen', 5332 nucleotides long. Lineage: Eukaryota; Metazoa; Chordata; Actinopteri; Salmoniformes; Salmonidae. The record is from the annotation of a GenBank genome assembly.